Molecule: messenger RNA, 1310 nt
Organism: Paramecium sonneborni
Lineage: Eukaryota; Ciliophora; Oligohymenophorea; Peniculida; Parameciidae
Source: the annotation of a GenBank genome assembly
CCUGAAAGGUAAGAAAGAAAAAUUAUUUAAAUCAAUAAUCAAAUGCAAGUUGAGUAAGAAUAAUCCUCUAAAUUAAAUUAAAAAUCUUAAUAAUAACAUCAAUUAUAGAAAACUAACAAUGAACAAUCUAGUUUAAAUUUUGUUGAAUUUUAAUAAAAAAAUAUUUCAUUUAGAUAAGGAAAUACUAAUAAUUCAUCUAAAGUUAAGAUCAAAUCUAAUGAAAACUCUUAACUUUAAUAAUAAAUACGAGAAUCCGAAACAGUUGAUUAAUUAAUUAAUAAUGAUAAAUAUGUUUAAUCCAAUUAAUUGACUGUGGAUGAACUAGCUUAAUAAGUUCUAAGUAAUAUGGAUUUAUUUUAGAAUAAUGAACAAGCUACUCCUUAAUAAUAUAAUGAUAGAGUUCUAAUCACAGUCUAAUUUCCAGCAGAAAUUAAAAAGAAUUAAGCUAUAAAAUUUUUAUAAACGGAUAAAGAUUCUGAGUUAGCAAAAGGUGUUAUCUAUCUAAAUGGUUAAGAAUUAUAGAAACUAGAUUAAGAAAUAGCUGAUACCUUACAGAAAAUUAGUUUUUCUAUUAAGAAAAUAAAAAUAAAUGGAUAAGAUUACUCUUUAAGCUCUCCUUUCUGUGUUAUAACUAAUAAUAUUCCUUUAAAUUAUGCUAGAUAAUGGUAGUUUUUCAAAGACAAAUAAGCAGUGUAAGUUUAUAUUAUUCAUACUUAAAUUGUUUGGCUAUUUCAAUAAUAUCUACUUGAUAUAAACAUGAGAUCUUAAGCACAAACUUAUAUUUAAAAAGUUUAAUAAUCCUAUAUUGAUAAGUGGUUAAAAUUUAUAAAUUAGGAAAAAAAUAUAUGGACCAGAACAACAAAUGAAUCUCUCAUAUUAUUAGUUUAAACCCAUAGUGAUUAAUUAAUUCAAAAUUCUGAUGAUAAGAAUGCUGAUAACUAUGUUAUAAAGCUUAUUGAAGAUAUUUGGUUUGUAUUUUCAGGUAUUAAAUAAUAUGUUCUAUUUCAUACUACAUAUGAAGUAAAGUAAACAAUCUUAACUUAUAUCUAAAUUAAAGAUGAAUUGUUUCUACCUAAUUUGAAUACUGAAACUCUUCUAAAAGGCAUGAAAUAAUUUGAUUUAUGUAUUUAGGAUUCACCUAUCUUUGAACCCAAUGUCUCCCAUGAUGUUAUUUGUUGGUUAUGUUUUAGUAGUCAUUCCUCCUGGGAGCAAUUUUAUAUCCAUAAAUGUAAUACCAGUUAGGCUAAAUAAUCUUUCCACUAGGAUCAUCUACAGACUUGGAAACUGUCUAAUUCCAAAUGAAUAAUUAU